CCAAAUUAUACUGUUGUAGCAAGAUCACUCAGACACACCGAUACCACCUGUGAAUUCGGCUGAGUUUGUGCUUAAUUUCAUUGUGAGAAGCUUAUUAAAUUACAAAAAUUUUUAAAAACAAAUAUCUCAAAAGAAGUGUAUAAAAUAAUAAUCCCGAUUAAUAUGCUAAAUAAAUGUAUAAUUUUGUUUAUUUGCCUGUUUUUGUGCACCAAUGCUGCAGUGACCACAAACAGCAAAGUCCAACAAACGCAGUACAACAAUUAUUACACCAACAAUCCAGUUACGGUGACGACCGCAAAAUCCUUUCACAGUGAAAAAUAUGAAAAAGUGCAAACCGAAAACCGCAUAAUUGACCGCUUUAAUCACCGUUAUCCGGACGGUAGCUACGAGUUCCGCUAUGAGCAGAGUGACGGUUCUGCACGGUACGAACGUGGUUAUUUUCUACUUAUCGAUAACGUCAAAACUUUAGUCGUUGUCGGUUACUACUCCUACCGGCAACCAGAUGGGAGGUAUUUGACUGUAUUCUACAAUGCGGACCAAAAUGGAUAUCGGCAGAACCAAUCAAUCACAGCACAAACAUAUCCCAAUCUUCCUCGUUCAAUAGAAGUCCCACAAACAGCUGAGAGAGAAGCGCCAACUUCCCGUCCCAAUAUUACAUCAACAACAUCUAGAAGAGAUCGUUUUUAAGAAACAAUACGGAGGCCAAUGGAUUUAUUAAGUCUAUCACAACUAUUACAACUAACAGUAUUGAAAUAAUAUCAAAAAUAUUAU
This is a messenger RNA of Teleopsis dalmanni, 771 nucleotides long. It is a transcript of the gene Cpr12A, whose product is annotated as endocuticle structural glycoprotein SgAbd-2. Lineage: Eukaryota; Metazoa; Arthropoda; Insecta; Diptera; Diopsidae. The transcript has 2 exons. Gene Ontology annotation, cellular component: chitin-based extracellular matrix. The record is from RefSeq and is a predicted model, not a curated record. Gene Ontology annotation, molecular function: structural constituent of chitin-based larval cuticle. Bases 163 to 687 code for a protein of 174 amino acids.